UCGCGGGGCCCGUAUCUAGCGUGUGUACAAUCUGACGGAAUGCUGGGUAAGCAGCAGUCCAUUCACGGUGACGCUGACGCAUACACAGUGCCCGAGCAACACCGGUGGUUCACGCCGGUGGUCCCCGAGUCGGCCCGGUCCCCGUAUAGAAUCCAUUGAACGCAAUCAAAUUCGCGAGUCGUCCGGAUUACAACGAGCGAAGCGGAGAUAGUAUCCGUUAAAGAAGAAAACAUUUUAAGAUAGUUAAAAAUAAAAUUAGGAAUAAAAUCUAUUUAAUUGGAACAAGUGCAUUCCUACGAAUGAUAACAAGUGGGACCAGAUUUCGAGGAAAAGAAUGUGAAAUGGGCUCCGUGAAAAUCAGUUGAAAAUAUAGCGAAGUGAAGUUUCCCAUGAAGAAACUGAGGAAACAAUUAGAACGGAAGAGAAAAGGAAAUAUUCGAUUAAUACGUAUAUCGAAUCGACAAGUUAAUUGACAUCAAAUCAAAUUUGUACUAGUCAGCUAUUAAAGAAGAAUGAUAACCGAGAGGAAAAUCGUUGCAUGUCUUGAAUCGCUCCUAUAUAAUUAAUUCUCUAACGUAUCAUGAAGUGACUUUUAAUCACCUCUUAUGAGGACAUAGGCGAGGACGCACUGAAGAGGAAGGCUGUUGUUGAAUCGAAAAUUCCUGUCAUAUCCUUCAGUCAACAAAAGUCAACAUUUUUCACUGAUUACCUGGCUCGAUGACUAACUUAUGGCUGGUUUAAUAUAAGAAUAGCUAACGAACGGCCUUCGAGGUCAGGUUAAUUCGGAAUGGAAUUGCUAGAUCAGAACCUCGACACCUUCGGCACGGCCGGAGUAAUGGACGGCACGGACACGUGGUUGCCGCGUAUUAUGGGCAAUGCCACGCACAGCACCAUCGUCGACGAGGAAAUAUCGAGAUUUCCAAAGCCUUUGAGGACUUUUGCGGCGGUAGUGGCAAUGAUCAUCAUGAUUAUCGGUUUAGCCGGUAAUCUACUAACGAUCGUUGCGUUAUGUAAAUAUCCUAAAGUUCGCAAUGUUGCAGCGGCUUUUAUUAUAAGCUUAUGCAUUGCGGACUUUGUGUUCUGUCUGCUGGUGCUGCCAUUUGAUUCUAUCAGAUUCGUCAACGCCAGUUGGGCAGACGUUCGAUUCUUCUGCGUCUUUGUGCCCUUUUUGCGAUACGGAAAUGUCGGGGUCAGUCUCCUGUCUGUCGCAGCAAUCACUAUCAAUAGAUAUAUUAUGAUAGCGCAUCACGCUAUUUAUAACAAGGUUUACACGAAAUAUUGGAUAGCCACGAUGAUAAUCUUUUGCUGGAUCUUCUCUUACGGGAUGCAAAUACCUACACUGACAGGAGUGUGGGGUAAAUUUGAUUACGAUCCUAAUCUGGAGACCUGCUCCAUCGUCAAAGAUCAUCGUGGUUACACUUCCAAGACAUUCCUUUUUGUUAUGGGAUUUCUAAUACCUUGUUUAGUAAUCGUCGGCUGUUACGCCAAGAUAUUUUGGGUGGUGCACAAAUCAGAAUCGCGAUUGCGGAAACAUGCUGGACCAACGAUAAAGUCUCCGCAUACGCCCGGAAGGGAUAUCAGGGAACUCAAACAAAAACGUAGCGAAUGGAGGAUUACAAAGAUGGUAUUAGUAAUCUUUCUCAGCUUCCUCGCGUGUUACUUACCGAUCACCAUCGUCAAAGUGGCCGACGCGGAAGUCAGAUGUCCCGAAUGUCACAUUUUAGGAUACUUGCUACUAUACUUCGCUUCGUGCGUGAAUCCAAUCAUCUACGUGAUUAUGAACAAGCAGUACAGACAAGCGUACGCUGGUGUGAUCGGCUGCAAGUGGAUAAGGGCGACCCUAACGCCGUACGGUAGCAGUGCACCGGGUGGUGCCGGCGGUCUUCAGGCCCAUCAGCAUGACUACGCCCAAGACUACUCGAAGGACUUUAGCAAAACGAUGGUCUCUACGGUCUCUAUCGCUAUGAAUCCCGUGAGAAGUUCGCAAUUCCAGGAGGAGCUGUGAGGCGUACGUCGAGAAAAAUGAAAAAGACAAAAGAUGUUUUCCUUUAUAAAAAGAAGGAAAAAAACGGACGAUUAGAAGAGAUUGUUAUUGAUAACCGCACGUGCAAUAGUUAUCAAGUUAGGUCGUAUAAUUUUUUUUACCUCGUCUAA
Cyphomyrmex costatus is the source of this 2154-nucleotide messenger RNA. It is a transcript of the gene moody, whose product is annotated as G-protein coupled receptor moody. The coding region runs from base 788 to 2005 and encodes 405 amino acids. Gene Ontology annotation, biological process: G protein-coupled receptor signaling pathway. The transcript is spliced from 9 exons. The record is from RefSeq and is a predicted model, not a curated record. Gene Ontology annotation, cellular component: membrane. Gene Ontology annotation, molecular function: G protein-coupled receptor activity. Lineage: Eukaryota; Metazoa; Arthropoda; Insecta; Hymenoptera; Formicidae.